AUGUGUCGUGGCGUUCGAGUGCAGGAUGAGUGGACGUAUUUCUGUGGAAUAUGGGUGAAGAAUCGAUCUAUAGUCAUCUUCUUGGCCAUCGCCCAGUUCAUUGUCGCUACCGUAUCUCUAGCACAGCAUAUUUACUCCGUAGUGAAUUUCAAUAAGAUUUUCUUAUGUUCUUUCAACGAGUCUUCUCCAAAUGCUGGAAAUUUCCUCAGUGCCGAUGUGAUCAUUUUCGACUUUGGACUUUUCCACGAACUCAUACAGGUUCAAGAAUGCAUCGCUAAUUACUUAGACGGCGGAUAUAUGCGAUGUUUAUGGUGUUUAGGACAAAUGGCUGCCCUAGCACUGACCGUCGUUACCUGUGUGGGCGUAACACAUCCACAUCCAUUACUGCUAUGGCCUCAGCUCAUCAUACAGAAUGCCUACUGCUUCGGCUUGGUAAUUCUGACGAUUGCUACAGCUGACAAACUGCUGGUUUCAAUACUGCAUCCGGUGAAUCCACAUCUCAGUCUGCUCAUUUUCUACUUCGGCGUCGGCACGUGCACUAAUCACAUUUUCGACUACAUAUUAUGGCAUUAUUACUGGCACGAAGAAUACCAGUAUAUCACUCGAACAGGGAAGCAUGUGAUACCUUUUUGGGUUUAA
This is a messenger RNA of Haemonchus placei, 639 nucleotides long. The record is from the annotation of a GenBank genome assembly. NCBI's taxonomy places the organism in Eukaryota, Metazoa, Nematoda, Chromadorea, Rhabditida, Trichostrongylidae.